AUGGGUUCGAUUCAACAUGAUGAUAUUCACAAUCAGAAACACCGCAGCAAUGAGUUCGGUGGCUUAAAUGGCAGCGGCGUCGAGUCGUUUGAGGCUGCAGGCCUUGCUUCCGACCAGGGCUCUAGUCCGACAGGCAUGAGAGACGAAGUCGUGCUUUUAUCAUGGCUCAUUGUGCUCCUGCGGACACGAGAAGGCAGCCAAGUUCGAUACGAUUGGGCAUACAGACAUCCAGAAGAGGAGCCGGUACCCAGAUGUCUGGCCAUGAAUGAAGUAGUGGCGGGGUUACAAAGUAGCAUCAAGGAAACUGCCGCAGCUGUCUCUCGGUAUCUUGUCGCAAAUGCACCGAGUCAGUCGGUGUCUGCUUCUUUGCUUUUGAGUACCAGCUCGCUUUCGCAUACGUCAGAAGAAGCGAAAGAUGAAGGGUUACUCCACCUGGAAGCCUGUUUCGAGAAUGGUCUGCUCCAGAUUCGUCCGACAUGGCACUCCGAGAAUAUGCUGGCAUUCACAGUGACGCGAUACAUCAGGACCCUCAUCGACACGGUCAGAUGCUGCAUUUCUAAUCCUGAGGUGUCCAUCCAAGACUGCCUUCGACCUACCACAUACGAUCUGGACGAGAUAUGGCGUUGGAAUCACAACCUGCCACCCACUUACAACUUUUGCAUGCAUGAAAUGAUCUCCGAACAGGCUCGAAAGUUCCCUGAUAAAGAAGCAAUUGCAUCCUGGGACGGCAGCCUGACAUACAGCCAGAUUGAUCAGUACUCCACAUUCGCUGCGCGCUCGCUCAAGGAUAUGGGAGUGGACUUGCAUGACGUCUUACCGGUCUGCUUUGAGAAGUCCAGAUGGACCAUCGUCGCGGUUCUGGCAGUAAUGAAAGCCGGCGCGACUUUUGUACUAAUGGACCCAACGCUGCCGCUUGCGCGACUGCAGAACAUGGCCCAACAGGUCGGCGCCAAGAUGAUGGUAUCAUCUCGGGACCAGCACGACCUGGCGACUGAGAUCAUACCCAGUGCAAAAGUCUUCGUCGUGGAGGAGAACGCGUUCAGCAGUCUGUCCAUCAAACAAAACAUCGGACUGCUACCGACGGUUCCCUCGUCCGCCCUGAUGUACAUGAUCUUCACGUCCGGCAGCACAGGUACUCCGAAAGGCGUCAAGAUCUCCCACGAGACCUACACCAGUAGUGCCAUCCCCCGAGCCAAGGCGGUCGGCUACACGGAGGACUCGCGUGUUCUUGACUUUGCCUCCUACGCCUUCGACGUCAGCAUCGACAGCAUGUUUCUGACCCUGGGCAACGGUGGUUGUCUUUGCAUUCCAUCCGAAGAGGACCGCCUGAACGACAUCAACGGAGUGAUCCGGCGGAUGAAAGUCAACUAUGCGGGUCUGACGCCCUCGGUGGCCCGUAUUCUGGACGCGGAUGUGAUAUCCUCGCUCAGUGGCCUCGGCCUCGGAGGAGAGGCAGUCUCGGCGAGAGAUGUCACGCUCUGGGGUCGGGAUACCAGGAUUAUUAUCGGCUACGGUCCCUGCGAAUGCACGAUUGGGUGUACGGUGAACAGUAGCGCCGCCACGGGAAGAGACUAUAUCUCCAUCGGUCCCGGUAAUGGGGCAGCCAUUUGGAUUGUCGACCCUAAUGACCAUGAAUCCCUCGUACCCGUCGGCGCGGUGGGAGAGUUGCUGGUCGAAGGUCCCAUAGUGGGACAGGGCUACCUGAAUGACCCGGAGAAAACUGCAGCAUCGUUUAUUGAGGAUCCCUCGUGGUUGAUUGCGGGUCACAACGGCUACGCCGGUCGUCGGGGCCGUCUGUACAAGACUGGUGAUCUGGGUCGAUAUGACCCGGAUGGGUCGGGGGGUAUUGUCUUCGUGGGACGCAAGGAUACCCAAGUCAAGUUGCGAGGACAACGAGUCGAGCUCGGGGAGAUCGAGAGCCAAUUGAGAGCCCGACUGCCUUCGGAGACGACCGUGAUCGCUGAGGUGAUUGUACCCCAAGGGUCUGGGGGACAACCGACGUUGGUGGCAUUUUUGGCAGCGCAGACGACAAAAGGACAUGACCAUGCGGGACUCGAGGCGGCAGAACUUCCUAACGAGCUGCGAAUAGUGCUGUCAGAAGCCGACGCUGAGCUGGCGAAGGUUUUGCCUCGAUACAUGGUGCCAACUGCGUAUAUCCCCGUCAACCAUAUUCCUACAUUGAUCUCUGGUAAAACGGACCGCAAGAGACUGCGGCAGUUCGGCGCUACCGUCGACCUGCGCCAGCUGGACCAGGGAGAGACAAAGACCACAACCCGGGAGUUGAGUGAUCUGGAGCGAGAUUUGCGACAGGCCUGGAGCCAGACGUUGAAGCUCCAAGUCGACUCUAUCCGCCUCGAAGACAACUUCUUCGCUCUGGGUGGAGACUCCCUCACAGCAAUGAAACUGGUCUCUGUCUGUCGGUCUCAAGGUCUCAACCUUAGUGUCACCAACACGUUUAGCAAUCCUACCCUCUCAGCCAUGGCCAGCGUCGCUCGUAUUUGCGACGUCGAAAUGCAAGCGGAAGUCCCGGCAUUCUCAAUGAUUACCUCAGAUGUCGAGAGCGUCUGCGUAGAAGCAGCCGAGGCCUGCGGCGUUGGUCCAGCUGAUAUCGAGGAUAUCUACCCCUGUACGCCCACACAGGAGUCCCUGUUCACCUUCUCGCUUAAAUCAAUCAAGCCGUACGUGGCGCAGAGAGUCGCAUGUAUCCCGUCGCAAAUCGACCUCGACGCCUGGCGGAAGGCAUGGAAGGAGGUGGUAGCCGCAAUCCCCAUUCUGCGGACACGAGUGGCCCAGCUGCAAGAACCUGGGCUUCAGCAGGUUGUUCUCAAGGAAAGUGUUUCCUGGACGCAGGCUUCAAAUCUAUCGGCAUACCUGGAGAACGAUCGGACCGAAAAGAUGAAUCUCGGACAGAGUCUGGCUCGUUACGCCAUUGUUGACGAUUCAAUCGAUGGCAAGCGAUACAUGGUUUGGACUAUUCACCACGUCCUUUACGAUGGAUGGUCAGAGCCGAUCAUCCUCAAACAAGUCAGCGACGCCCUGCAAGGGCAGCCGGUCGAGGUCAAGACGCAGAUGCGAGACUUCGUCAAAUACGUGCGCGACUCGGAUGACGCCGCCGUGCAGGAAUUCUGGCGACGGGAGCUCAAAGGUGCGGUCGGGCCUCAAUUCCCGCGUCUACCAUCAAGAGACUUCGUGCCCACCCCGGACGCCCUGGUCGAGUAUCAGGUCUCCCUCGAGGCCAGUGCCGGAUCGCCCUUCACCAUGGCAACACUAAUCCGUGGCGCCUGGGCCCUCGUCGCGUCCCAAUACACCGGAAGCGACGAUGUCGUUUUCGGCGAGACCCUCACAGGUCGCGACAUCCCACUACCUGGAGUCGAAAGCAUUGUUGGCCCGUUAAUUGCAACCGUCCCCGUCCGCGUGCGCGUUCACCGGGCAAGUACCGUGGAAUCCUACCUACAAGCUGUGCAGCAAGGCGUCUUGGCCCGUACCCCAUACCAGCACAUGGGCAUGCAAAACAUCCGCAAGGUCAGCGAAGAUGCGCAACACGCAUGCGAAACUGGCACGGGUCUGGUCAUUCAGCCGGAACCAGAAUACGUCGGCAGCGAACUCGGCGUUGAGAGCGGGGACGUCGUCCGUGAAGCGCUUCAUUUCAACCCGUAUCCGCUGAUGCUGGCUUGCGGUAUUCGCAAGGGCGGCUUCCGGGUUUGCGCGAGCUUCGACAGCAGCUUAAUUGAGAUCAAGCAAAUGGAACGGAUGCUUGCGCAACUGGAGACCGCUUGCUUGCAGUUGAGUAAAGGUCUUUCCCGAAGGGUUGACGAGAUUUCCUGUCUGCCCGAGGCGGAACUGAACCAAAUCUGGCAAUGGAAUAAGAUUCCACCUUUGUCUGUGGACGAAUCAUCGAGUAGGCUGCGUGCCGAUGCAAACAUCAAGCCCGGUUCAAGCUAUCCUCCUGCGGUAGUUCCUUGGGUUUGCAACCCUCGAAACCCAUCCCUGCUCUCGCCCAUCGGCUGCGUCGGUGAGCUCUGGCUCGAAGGAGACUUUCUAUCUGGCUACACAGUUGAUAACCUCGCCUGGCUCAUGGCCGGAAGCUCUACCUGUGCAGGUCGAACGGGCAGACUGCAAGCAACCAGCGACAUGGUCCAGUUGCGAGAAGACGGCACUUUGGUGUUCGUUGGUCGGAAGGAGAAUGUUGUUCCUGUUCAUGGGUAUGCAGUGGAUAUUACAGAGAUUGAAAGUCACCUCACAGGACAUCUUGCACCGACAAUCCGUGCCGCUGCUGCUGUAGCGCAAUCCUCAUCCGACCAGGAGCUGGUUUUAUUCAUUGAGCAACCGGCUGACGAGGAAGACUGUGUUGAGCUCCUGUCGGAGAAGCAUGAGAUAGCCUGCGACUCGUCAGGUCAAGCCUUCCAGACCACAAUUUGCGCCAUGAUUCCUGACAGUCUUGCUGCAGCGUUGAAGAAGCUCGACAAAUUCAUGCGAGACUCGCUUCCAUCGUAUAUGGUUCCGUCCGCCUACAUCGUGGUAGACAAACUGCCCAUGACGAUGGACCAUAUUGACCACAGUUUGCUCAAUGAAAUCGCCUCUCAGAUUCCUCCUCAAAUCUUUAACCAGGUUCGUGAUGGCUUCAGGGAAAUUCGGACCAAGGCUACCGUUCACAGCCAUCUGUCAGCUUCAGAAAGCAUCCUGCGGUCUGCAUGGGCCAAAAUCCUUCGUGUCGAUCCGGAGCAGAUUGACGUAGACGACAAUUUCUUCCGGCUCGGCGGGGAUUCCGUUCUUGCAAUGAAGCUCGUGUCAAGUCUUCGCGCGCAAGGCCACAGUUUAUCCGUGGCUGAUAUCUUCCGGCACAUGCGUCUCGGCGACGCUGCCAGAGUGUUGAAGGUGGACCACCGUGCAAAAGAGAAGGUCAACAUGUACCGGCCGUUUUCGACACUGAGCUUAGUAGAUGUUGAGCAGUUCCUGUCUGAGAUUGUCCGACCACGGCUUGGCGAUCCAAGCUGGCCCGUUCGAGAUGUGUUGUCGGUGACCGACUCGCAGGCUCUGGAUAUCAGAGCAACCAUUCAGCCGCCGAGGACGUCAAUCCAGUAUACAAUGCUGUACUUUGACGGCGGCGUUGACAAGGACCGAUUAUUCCGUGCGUGCAGCGACCUUGUUAAGACGCACGAGAUUCUCCGGACCGUCUUCAUUGCACAUGAAUCCAGCUUCUUGCAAGUUGUCCUGCACGAGCUGGAAAUUCCUGUGAGCACGCACAGGACUGACAAGGAUCUUGAUCACUAUGUCACCAACAUCUGCAGGGAGGACAUCGAAUCCAACUUCCUGCUAGGAUCUCCGUUCCUCAAACUCUUCCACGUCGAAGGAAACAAUGGCAGAGACUGUCUCAUCAUUGGCCUAUCUCACGCCCAAUACGACGGCGUCUCCCUGCCCAAACUACUCGAGGAUCUGGACUCCUUGUACACCGGCACCCAAAUCGCCAUGUUCUCCCCGUUCUCGUCGUACAUGGCCCAGAUCAGUGACGAGCACAUCCGAAGCAAAGCAAUGACCUACUGGCGCAAUCUCCUCUCCAACUCCUCGCUCUCGAUCCUCGACGGCCCCUCGUCCCACCCGACCGACAAAGCAGUCUUCCACACCCGACCCGCCAACACUCAAUCCCUCGAGGAAAUCACCACCGCAAACCUCCUCACAGCAGCCUGGGCCCUGGUCCUCGCUCGCCGGCUCCAAACAGCAGACGUCACAUUCGGCGGCGUCACCUCCGGCCGCACCCUCGACAUCCCCAACGCCGAGAACGUCAUGGGCCCCUGCUACCAGCUCACCACCAUCCGGGUCCCCUUCAAGCCCCACUGGACCGCGUCGGACCUGCUGCGCUUCGUGCAGGCGCAGGCUGCCGAGUCUGCGGCGCACGACUUCCUGGGUUUCGAGGAGAUAGCCGAGCUGGCGGGGUGGUCUCCCGAACGCAAACUCUUCGACUCCAUUGUGCAUCAUCAGGACUGGGACGAUUUCGAUAGUAUGCCCUUUGCGGGGGGCUCUUGUCGGGUUGAGAUCGCUAACCCGCAUGGGGAUGCGGCGUACCCGAUCAAGGCUGUUUCGUUUGUGAAGGGGGGGAAGAUACAUGUUGGUGUGGUUGGCAGUGAGAGGGAUGUGGUGUUUGUGGAUGCUGUUCUGGGGGAAUUGGUCGCUGCGGUUGAGGAGUUGGGUGCCCAGACGGGGAAGGUGUUGCUUGAUAGUCAGUUGUUCUAG
This is a messenger RNA of Aspergillus thermomutatus, 6228 nucleotides long. RefSeq names its product nonribosomal peptide synthase SidD (gene sidD). Gene Ontology annotation, biological process: amino acid activation for nonribosomal peptide biosynthetic process; secondary metabolite biosynthetic process. Gene Ontology annotation, molecular function: catalytic activity; phosphopantetheine binding. The coding region runs from base 1 to 6228 and encodes 2075 amino acids. The transcript is spliced from 2 exons. The record is from RefSeq and is a predicted model, not a curated record. Lineage: Eukaryota; Fungi; Ascomycota; Eurotiomycetes; Eurotiales; Aspergillaceae. Gene Ontology annotation, cellular component: cytoplasm.